Molecule: messenger RNA, 3026 nt
Organism: Panicum virgatum (switchgrass)
Lineage: Eukaryota; Viridiplantae; Streptophyta; Magnoliopsida; Poales; Poaceae
Exons: 4
Coding region: 91-2841 (916 amino acids)
Source: RefSeq, a predicted model, not a curated record
AUAGAAAACUCCCACACCCAGUCUGGACGCACGUUUAAGAUAGCCGCAGGCUGCAGAGCCCGGACCCGAGGCGAGCUGGGCCGGCCGGCGAUGGCGAGGUCCGGCGGCCAGCAGGAUGACUCGUGGGAGUACAGCCUGCGCAAGUACCUCCUCCUGCUGGCCUCGCUGGUGGCCACCGUGGCGUAUGGCGCGGGGUUCAACCCGCCCGGCGGCGUCUGGCAGGCCGCCGACCCCGCCAAGGGCCGCAUCGCCGGCGACCCCAUCAUCCGGGAGACCAACUACGCCCGCUACCUGGCCUUCUUCUACGGCAACGCCACCGCCUUCGCCUCCUCGCUCGUGGUCAUCGUCCUCAUCCUCAUCCUCUCCAUCCUGCACGACAGGGGCGGGAUCAGCCUGUCCCCGGUGCUCGCCAUCCUCCGCUCCGUCAUGGUGCUCGACCUGCUCAGCCUCAUGGGCGCCUACGCCGCCGGCACGUUCCGGGACGUGCUCACGGCCGUCUACUCCCUCAUCCUGCUCGCCGGCGUCGUCGCCUACCUCGUGGUCCACUUGGCGGUGGCGCCGGGCAAGGGGAGCGCUGGCGAGCCGCCGCCGCCGCCGCCGCCGCCGCCGCCGCAGGAGGAGGAGGAGGAGGAGGAGGGCGGCAGCGCGCCGGAGCAGCGGCGCGCCCGCGGGUCGCCGGAGGAGGGGAGGGCGGCGGACGAGAGCGCGCUGCUGCGGCUCCGCAAGGUGCUGAUGCUGCUGGCCACGUUCGCGGCGAGCGUGACCUUCGCGGCCGGGCUCAGCGCGCCGGGCGGCUUCUGGGACCACGACGAGGGCGGCCACCGCCCCGGCGACGCCGUGCUCAAGGGCGGGCCCCACGACGCGCGCCUCAAGGCCUUCUUCGUCUGCAACACCACCGCGUUCGUCGCGUCCCUGCUCAUCCUCGUCAUGCUGCUGGAGAAGAAGCUCUGCUUCAGCGAGAAGGUGCGGUCGCGCGAGCUCUACGGGCUCAUCGCCGUCACGCUCCUCGGCCUCGUCGCGGCGUACGCCGCCGGCAGCACCCGGGAGGUCGACACCACCGUCUAUGUCACAUCUCUGGUUGGUGCCGUCGUCGGGUGCGUCCUCGUCCAAGUGGUGUUUGUUCGCCUCUUCAGUAAGAAUGCCAGUGGCAGUGAUGGGCAGCAACAGCAAACCCAAGUCCCAGACAAUGGCAAUGGCAGUGAUGAGCAGCAGCAGCAACAAACUCCGCAGACUCCCAAUGGCAAUGGCAGUGAUCAGCACGAGGUCGAAGAGCAACAAACUAAAGCGCUGGAGAAGGCUCGCUCCCUUGUCCUGCUGCUCGCCACUCUCGCAGCGGCCAUCACCUACCAAGCAGGCCUCAACCCGCCGGGCGGGCUCUGGCAGAGCAACGACGACCGCGGCGGCCGCUACAUGGCCGGCGACCCGAUCCUCCUCACCGAGAGCCCGAGGCGGUACAAGGCGUUCUACUACUGCAACUCGAUCGCCUUCGUGGCCUCCCUGGUGGCCAUCAUCCUGGCGAGGAUGAAGACCCUGCACAACCACAACGCGCUGGAGGCCGCCAUGGUGCUGGGCCUGUUCGGCCUCAUCGGCGCGUACGCCGCCGGGAGCUGCCGCGACGUGAGCACCUCCAUCUACGCCGUGGCCCUGGCCGGCGCCGUCCUGGUCUACGUGGUGAUCCACGUCGUGUUCCUGACGCUGGACCACGAGGACGGCAGCCCGGGAGCGCGCUGCGGAGCCUCGCUGGAGAAGGCGAAGAAGGCCGAGGAGUUGCUGGAGAAGAGGCGCAAGCGGCUGCUCCUCUUCGCGAUCCUGGCGGCCACCAUCACCUACCAAGCCGGGCUGACGCCGCCGGGCGGCUUCCUGGUCAACGACGACGGCCGCGCCGGCGACCCCGUCCUGCACAGCAACUACCCGCGCCGGUACACGGCGUUCUUCUACUGCAACUCUGUGAGCUUCAUGCUGUCCAUCGCCCUCAUCAUCCUGCUCGUCAACCCCAACCUGUACCGGCCGGCCAUCCGGAGCAACGCGCUGUCUGUCUGCACGGCGGCCGGCUUGAUCGGCAUCGUGGGUGGCUAUGCCGCCGGCUGCACGCAGCAUCUCAAGACAUCCAUCUACAUCUUCGUGCUGGCGGCUCUGGUUCUCUCCUUUGUGGUUGUGCUGGUUGCGGUGUUCUUUGUGAAGGAUCGGAGAAACAACGGUGCUAGCAACAGCAGCAGCAGAGCUGCAGCUGAGAAUGCCAUGGGAGAAGAAGGGCAGCCACCUGCCCCUGUCGCUGAGGCAGGGCAAGUCCGGGGAGAAAAGAAGGUGAUGCACGCCAAGCGCAAGUACCUGAUGCUGCUGGGGAUCCUCGCGGCGAGCGUGACCUACCAGGCCGGCCUGGCGCCGCCGGGCGGGUCCUGGCAGUCGAACGACGGCGGCGCGCACGCCGCCGGCAACCCGGUGAUGCACGACAACCGGAGGCACCGGUACCUGACCUUCUUCUACAGCAACUCCACCUCCUUCGUGGCGUCCGUCGUGGUCAUCGUCCUCCUGCUGCCGCCGUCGCUGCACGAGCAGCCGUGGUGGCUCGGGGUGAUGAACACCACCAUCGUGCUGGACCUGGUCGGCCUCCUGGUCGCCUACGCCGCCGGGUCCAGCCGGACGUGGAAGACCUCCGUCAAGGUCUCAGCGCUCGUCGCCGCCGUGCUCGCCUAUUUCGCCAUCCAUGUGUUGCUGUCGCGCUUCAGCAGGAGAGGUAAGAGAACUGCUCCGGCGGCCUCUGCCGCUGACCCGAACGAAGAGGCCAACGGUGGGCUUCAGGCACAGGUGGCCCCAGGCCUCGAGCUUUCUGAAGCUAUUUGAGUGUGCAGAAUAAUGUAGAUGCAUGUCUUUGCAUUUCUUUUUUUGGCCCCUUUCAGAUUUUGUAGUCGACGGGAUGUAAGUUGAGCUGUAGAUCAGAUGAGUACCGUCAUGCUAUUAGUUUGGAGCAAGUUGAGGAGAGAAAGAAAAAGCAAUCUCUUUUCUGAUGAAAAUUUUGAAUCCCUACU